CUGCAUGUCACUUGGUCACACAGAGUACCAAAACGGGGAGGAGAGCGGGUUAAUUCUGUUCAGGUUUGUGCAUUUAUUGCAUGAAUUCAAGGCUAAGGAGGGUGUAGUUAUCCCUCGCACGCCUGUCUGGACAGUCAGUGCUGUUUGUUGUGGAUCUCUGUGUAGCAGCUGGGGGAGAGGAAGUGUGGGACAGGGAAAUGUGAGUGUAAAGAGACACUGUUGGGUAGUUUAACACUCAAAGCUUACCUCAACGCUCUGGUGAAUACCUGGAUUUCAAGUGAAUGUCCCUUUAAUUUAUGACUGCUCCUAAGGCCAGGAGCUGCUGUUUGCCCAGUGCUGAAUGCGAUUUAGCUGUGCUCUGGCUGGCUCCGGCAGAGGAAUCAUCUCUGAGAAGAAACAGUGAGGAAGGGGAGAUACAUCUCUAAUUCCGACCUGUGUCCAAAGGGAAGAGGAAAGGAACUGACACACAGGACCUUUCCAAACUGGACAGGAAGAUGUCUUCAUCAGUGCAGCUCUUCCAAGGUCAGAGGUACCAGGAGCUGAAGGGGCAGUGCCUCCAGCAGGGCCGGCUCUUUGAGGAUCCUGAGUUCCCAGCCUCGGAUGAAUCCCUUUACUACGACUCAGCAGCAAAGGGGAAAGUGGAAUGGAAGCGGCCAAAGGACCUCUGUGAAGACCCCCACCUGCUUGUGGAUGGAAUGAGCUCCCACGACUUCCACCAGGGCAAGCUGGGGAACUGCUGGUUUGUGGCUGCGUGCUCCUGCCUGGCUUUGAGGAAAAGCCUCUGGCAGCAGGUGAUUCCAGACUGUAAGGAGCAGGAAUGGGACCCCAAAAACCCAAGGAAAUACGCUGGGAUUUUCCGUUUCCGUUUCUGGCGCUUUGGAGAGUGGACAGAGGUGGUGGUGGAUGAUCUGCUGCCAACAGAGAAUGGGGAGCUCAUCUACUGCCGUUCCAACGUGAGGAAUGAAUUCUGGAGUGCUUUGCUGGAGAAAGCUUAUGCUAAGCUGGCUGGAUCCUACCAAGCCCUGGAUGGAGGCUGUGCUGCAGAAGCCCUGGUGGAUUUCACUGGAGCAGUGGCAGAAUCCAUUAAUUUGGAAGAGGGCAAAUAUGGUGAGGUUAUUUCUGAGCAGAUGAAGCUGUUUGAAGACUUGAUGAAAGUGCAUAAAAGAGGAGGGUUCAUCAGCUGCUCCAUUUCGGAGUCCCCUGGCCGGCCCAGUGAAGCAGAGACAGGGAUGGGGCUGAUCGUGGGCCAUGCCUACUCCGUGACUGCCAUCAGGAAGCUGCGCCUCGGGGAGAGCCUCCUGUUCUCCUUCAAGGCAGAGAAGCUCUUCAUGAUCAGGCUGAGGAACCCCUGGGGCAGAAAAGAAUGGCACGGUGCUUGGAGCGACAGUUCUGAAGAGUGGAAGAAAGUCAGCGAUUCUGAGCGCAAGAAUUUGGGGCUCACUGUUAAGAACGAUGGAGAGUUCUGGAUGACGUUUGAGGACUGGUGUAAGAAUUUCACAGAUGUGGACAUCUGCAGGACUGUGAACACCUCCUGCUUCAGCCUCCACAAGACCUGGGAGAAGGAAAUGAUGUAUGGGGCUUGGGCAAAGCAUCCAGAACCCCUGCUGAACCGAUCUGGGGGCUGCUUUGAUAACAGAGAGACCUUCCUGCAGAACCCCCAGUACCUCUUUGAUGUUAAGAAGGCCCAGGACAAAGUGUUGGUGUCAUUGCAGCAAGAGGAUCGCCGCAGGUACAAGAAGGAAGGGAAAGGAGACAACAUCACAAUUGGCUUUGAAAUCCUCAAGGUGGAGGACAACAGAAGGUACAGGCUGCACAAGCUCACGGUGCAGGAGAGAGUGGCCACGUCCCCCUACUCCAACACACGCAGCGUGUUCCUGAUGAGGAGCCUCCAGCAAGGCCGCUACGUCCUCGUCCCAACCACCUUCAUCCCGGGUGUCCCCACAAAAUUUAUCCUCAGGCUCUACACAGAUGUGCCCUCAAAACUCAGGGAGCUGAAGGCAGAUAGGCCUAAAAUGACAUGUUGGAGUCUCCUUUGUGGCUACCCACGCAGAGUCACCCAAAUCAAAGUCCACUCUGCAGAGGGUUUGCAGAAACAAGGCAGAUCAGGAGGAGCAGAUCCCUAUGUGCUCAUCAAGUGUGAGAACCAAAGUUGGCGCUCCCCGGUGCAGCGCGACACCACCAGCCCCAUCUUCAACACCCAGGUGAUCUUCUACAGCAAGGACAUCGACAGUCCUGUCACCAUCCAGGUGUGGAGCAGCCGCCUCCUGCGUGACCGGUUCCUGGGGCAGGCGGAGCUGGCAGCAUCCCCCGGGCAGCCCCGGCAGCGGCGGCGGCUGCGGCUGCGGGGCAGCACCGGCGGGGCAGCGGCAGAGCUGCCGCCUCACAUCAGCCUCACGGUUCUCUGCAGCGACGACCUCGCCGAGCUCUGAGCGCCGCGGAGCCAGGCGGAGCUGUCACCUCUCGGCAGCACAGGGUGCACAUCGGCAUAAUCGCUUUAAAGGGGGGAAAACCCUCCGACUCUCCGCCUGAGCGCUGGUAAUGGGCGGAGAGGCGUUGGGAGAGGGGGAAAUGCGUGUUUAUACAUAUCUAUGCUCGUGAUCCGGCUCAUGGAGAAAUGGAAUGAUGGAAGGGAACGUCUUCCCAGCAGCAUCGUUGAGGAUGCAGGCAGGAAUGGCAUUUGGGGACUGGCAAAUACAAAGGGGAUUCGUGGGGAUUUUUUCCCCAUAUCCUUCCCUUAGAAGGAUAUAAAUUUCUUAAUGAAUUUCACUACAGAUUAGGUGUUUCUGUUCCUUGGUGAAAAUGUCACUACUCGAGGAGCUCAGUCAUAGCUCGUGGCCUUAAGACCAGUCUUGCCAGGACAACAUUAAAAUAGAGGGGCAGAUCUUGCAGUGCCUGUUUGAACACCACAGCAAAUAAGAGCUUUGUCCACCCAAAGGCUCUUAGAUUGACUUUCUGAUUGUUCUCUUCUCCACCUCGAGCUGGUGACUCUCAGUUUGGUGUAUCUGUCCAAGCUGAAUCACAGUUCAGCUGUGGCUUUGCUCAGAGCACAGAUUCCGUAAUGGAAACCUCCUUGCUUUGUUUAAGCCACAUAAUGCUAAAAAUGGGAUAAUGGCCCUCUUGUUUUGGUAGAUGUAGCACCAGCCUGAAGGAGGAGAAAAUGAGCUGAUGAGAAGGGUGGGUUUGUAAAACCAGGGCGCUGCUCCCUGGCAGUUGUCAGGUCUCGCUCUCAAAAUUUUGCCACAAUUUAUUGCUGGCACGGCUGAUGUUUGAUGGAGUUUCACUUGGGUACCACGGAGGAUGGGUUAUUUCACAUUUCCCUCACAGUAGGGGUCUGGUGCCAGCUCUUCCCUUCCCCUGCAGCCUCGGCAGGGUUCCCUCAGCAGCUGUCUGGGGUGGGCACGCUGGGCAGUGACCCUGGCAGUGCACAGGGCUCUGUGCCAGCCGCUUGGAAAUGGAUUUUACACAGCUGCAGAUUCUGGGUGGGAAAGUGAAGCUGAAGAACCGUUCUGCCUUUUUUCACAGCCAGGAAAUUUGGAUUCUAUGUGCCUCAUAGCCACUUCAGCCACGCUGUGCCAUUUCUGCAAUUUAUCAAAUGGCCCUUGACAGAGCUAAUGUUUCCCCAAAAGGUUUUGAAGUCUCCUCAGGGCUCCAAAAGGAUCAUUGCUGUGGUAGGAAAAUGCUUUCUCUGACAUGCCAGAGAAGGUCUGUGGGGCUGCGAAUGAUGCUGCAGUGCCAUCAGCUUGCCAUGUAUGUACCAAGAACCUAAAUCAGCUCGUUCAGACAGUUUGGGCUCAGACCUCUGGCACAGCAGAAAUCUUGUCAGAGGUGUGAACUACAGGCCCCACAGGCAAAUGACAUUCUCUGUAAACUCAUGGCUUCAGAGCUGCUUACUCUCACAAAUGUUUGUAAACUGAGAUUUCUCUUUUUAAAAGCAUAAACUCAUGCAGACCAGAGCUGGGACGAGGGGAACUGCAAAUGUCAGGGCUGCCCUAGUCCUGCACCGAGAGCUGUUUGCUUCCCGCAGUGUUCCCGUGGGAUGGGGGCCAUUCCCGGGGCUUGGCUUGGCCAAGGGUCAGUGUUUAGCCUGAAAAAAGAUCCACACCGAGACGGCACCAGAGGUUUGUGCCUCCCUGCCCCAUGAUUUGGCUGAGGAAGCUCCUGAGGUCCUGAACUCUGGUGGCUGAGGAAGCUCCUGAGCCCACUGAGGGCACAAAGCCACCUCAGCCCCGAGCUGGAGGGGCGUCCCUUGGCUCUUUCCCUGCAGCCACACAGCCCUGGUCCCCAAUCCCAGCACCACCACCCUGUUCCAGCCUCUGUACUGGGCUGUCCCCAGCAUCAGUGGGACACAGGGAGUGUGACCAGCAGUUCUUGGGCACCUACAGCCUGGAAAAGUGGGAAGUCAGUGGGGUGGGGAGCACAGACAUGUGACUUUAGGCCUUGAGCAUUGUGCCAGCUCCAGACAAUCCCCCAGUUUGUCCCCAUGGCAUGGGGACAGGCACUGCUGGCCAGUGCUGCCCUGAGGGACUCAGUGCUGGGAGGCUCAGCAGGAUGUCUGGACCUCUGCAUUGAUUAUUUUGGUGAACCAUUUGGUUUUCCCAUCAGGAGGAGCUGAUCCAGCCUGGGCACGCAGCUGGUUCUGCUGGCUUACAGAUCCUUCUGCCUUCCCAGGUGAAGCCAGGCAAGGGCAGGCUGACAGGGGCUUGUGCUGCUGUCUGCUCCUAACAUUGGUAGUUAAAUUUGUUAAUUUUUUAACAAUAUCGACAUGUGGGAAAACAUCUUAGGGUUGGUUUUUUGGGAGGGGAGAAAGGCUGCAUUUUGUACACACUCGAGCCACCUCAGAAACGAAAACAGGUGGAAACGGGUGUAAAAUGUUUCAUUGCAACUUUUUGUAACUUUUCAAUACAAAGUGAGCUAAAUAAAAUUUUACCAAAAAAAAUUAAAUUUUAUCGCUUUCUGCGCCGGCGGCGGCCGCGAGAGGGCGCUCGGUGCCCGCCCGCACAGGUGUGAGCGCGGCCAGGUGUAUAUACACACACCCCAUAUAUAUAUGUGUGUACAGAUAUAUUUUAUAUAUAUAUAAGGAGCAUUAUGUAUAUUUUU
This is a messenger RNA of Taeniopygia guttata (zebra finch), 5097 nucleotides long. RefSeq names its product calpain 6 (gene CAPN6). Gene Ontology annotation, molecular function: calcium-dependent cysteine-type endopeptidase activity. Gene Ontology annotation, biological process: proteolysis. NCBI's taxonomy places the organism in Eukaryota, Metazoa, Chordata, Aves, Passeriformes, Estrildidae. Gene Ontology annotation, cellular component: cytoplasm. The record is from RefSeq and is a predicted model, not a curated record.